Molecule: messenger RNA, 714 nt
Organism: Monodelphis domestica (gray short-tailed opossum)
Lineage: Eukaryota; Metazoa; Chordata; Mammalia; Didelphimorphia; Didelphidae
Gene: CXHXorf65
Product: chromosome X CXorf65 homolog
Source: RefSeq, a predicted model, not a curated record
UCCCGCCUUCACUAAACCAGCCCACAUCUCACACUGAACAGUCUCAUGGGAUCCAUCUGCCGUUCGUACCCCCUCCGUUCCUGUCCCCGUCCCAGUGUCCGUCAGCCCCUGAGCCCUUUAUGGCUCUUCAGCAUGUUCAUUUGCAUCAGGCAUGGAGAUAAUCAGCAGUUUCUAGCCAACACCAACUGUUCCGUCCUGCUACUGUUGCAUUAUGUCCGAAGCAAAGUGGGGCUGCGCGAUCCAGAAGUCAUUGACCUCUGUGAUGAAUCUGGGACUCUGAAGUUACUGUUCCUAGUGAAGUUCCCCGGGGAACCUGCCACCAAGUUCCUCCAAGCCAGAAACAUCUACUAUAUCUGCAAGGUGGAACGUGGGCCACCAGGAUCGAGAAAUGAAAAUGCCUACAGGGCUUUUGUGCCCCUUCUGAAGGAACCAGAGCAAGACUUGUUGGAUGCCCUUAAAUCCCAAUGUGACUAUCUGGAAAAGAGUCGAAUAAAGAUGCUCCGCGGCCAAGACAACAAGAAAAUCGCACCCAUAGACUCCUACAUGACCAUCCCGUCCAAAACUACAGGACGAAUGGGAACAGCAGGGACAUUGGAAGAAGAGGCAGCCAGUCGCAGGGGGAUUGCUGCAUCUCCCAAGACUAAACCUGAACUGGCCAGCAAGAAAGAUAAACAUCGCUAAGUCAAGAAAUAAACUGGCUAAGUAGCAGCACUA